This is a messenger RNA of Rotaria socialis, 1156 nucleotides long. Lineage: Eukaryota; Metazoa; Rotifera; Eurotatoria; Philodinida; Philodinidae. The record is from the annotation of a GenBank genome assembly.
AUGGUUUCAUUAUGUGUUUAUCGGCAGACUGCCACAGCAUUAUUUCUAAUCGGUACUGGUCUUUCAUUCUAUGCAUUUUAUAUUGAAACACGUAAAGCAAAUGAUCCAUCCUAUCGAGCGGCCUGCGAUAUUAGUGAACGUAUGAGUUGUUCACGUGUAUUAACAUCUCGAUGGGGUCGAGGUUUUGGUUUAUUUAAAUCUGAUUCAAUAUUUAAUCUACCAGAUUCAUUAUUUGCUUUGAUUUAUUAUUGUUUAUCGUUGAUUCUUAAUCGAUCAUACAGAUCAAAAACAAUAGCUCGUCUACGUGUUGUUCUCUCAGUGAUAACUAAUCUUGGCUCAAUUUAUCUUGGUUAUAUACUUUAUUUUGUUUUACAUGAUGUAUGUCUUGUCUGUUGUGGAAUGUAUAUUGUGAAUUUUAUCAUCCUUAUUUGUAAUUUGAAAUUAUUAACAAUGCUAAAUGCAGACAAACAUCAGAAGAAGAAGAAGAAACAAUAGAGACAUACUCAUACAUAAACACACGCACACACGCACGCACAGACUCAUAAAAAAAGGGGGAAGAGAAAUAAGAAGAGAAUAUCUGACAAUUUGUUUUGCGCUCGUUUGUGUUCAUACUCCUCCUCAAGAGAAAAAAGCAUCAUCGUUUUCUGUUCUUAUUUUCUUUUUCUUUUUUUUUAUUUUUUUUCUUCUUUCGUUCUCGUUUACUGUUUUCCAUCCUGCCUAUUCGCAUUGCGUCCACCGACACAGUCAACCCAACUUCUAAUCAUGUUUCUUUCUGUCCUUUUUUUCUACUUUUUUUUCUGUUACAAAACGAACACGAAAGAUGAAGUUAUGCAUAUUCUACUGAUUGCAGAUCACUAACAAAGACGCACCUUACAUUGCUUCUAGCGCCACCAUCAACAACAACAAGAAAAAACAACAACAAACUUUUGUUUGCCGGUACACGAGCGCACCCUCACAGACACAUACACGUAUGCAUCUUAUCUAAAUGUUUAGAAGGCAAUGCUUCGAUGUUGGUUGUGAGUACUGAUGGUAACAGCUGUGCAAAAUGAUAGAGCAAAAAAAGAGGGGGAAAAAAUGAAUAUCUUUUUGAUCUAUUAGUCGUAUCAAAUGACGAUCGUUAUAAGUAGCACGUUUUUUUCCUCUUCUUAUUCGCUAG